AUGGCUGCCCCUCCGCUCCGCUCCGCUCCCCGCACGCGCCCGGCCGCGUCCCGCACCCGGCCUGCUCCGGCCGGCAAAAUGGCGCCGCGCCGAGAAAGGUUCCGCCUCCAAGCGCCGCUUUGUUCUUUUGAGCCUGCUGAGCCGCCGUUGCCAGCUCUCUCUUGCCUUUGCUGCUGUUCCACUCUUCGGAGAGUUGCUGGUCCGGAGUUGCCAGGUUUAAAGAUGGCGGCCUCCAGGUGGACGCUGGCAGCUGGACUUCUUACCCGGUUGCAGACAACGGCUCCAGCCAGACAAAUGUCUGCUUCUGCCCCCUUGGCCCAGAAAACUCCCCGUUCUUUGUGGAAACUGGGCCGACUCAACCACGUUGCCAUCGCAGUCCCCGAUUUGAAGAAAGCCACAGCUCUGUACAGGGAUGUGUUAGGAGCUCAAGUGAGCAACACGGUUCCCCUUCCUGAACACGGGGUCUACACGGUCUUUGUGGAACUGGGGAACACGAAAUUGGAGCUCCUGCACCCACUGGGCGACAAAAGCCCCAUUGCCGGCUUUCUACAGAAGAACAGGGCCGGAGGCCUGCACCAUAUCUGUAUCGAGGUGGACAAUAUUACAGAAGCCAUAGGAGAACUGAAGGAGAAGAAGAUUCGUGUACUGAGCGAAGAACCCAAAAUCGGUGCCCACGGGAAACCGGUGGUUUUUCUCCAUCCUAAAGACUGUGACGGAGUCCUCGUGGAGCUUGAGCAAGUCUAAGCUGUGGAUCCUACCUAAUUGUGGGAACAAGAAACGGACAGAAAUUAACUACGGGGGACGUGGCGCCAAUUUUGGGUUGCAUAUUCUGUGCUUUAAAUUAUCUGUUUUCCUUGUUAAUGAAGUGGUUGGGGCUUCUUUUUUUUUCU
Molecule: messenger RNA, 890 nt
Organism: Elgaria multicarinata webbii
Lineage: Eukaryota; Metazoa; Chordata; Lepidosauria; Squamata; Anguidae
Gene: MCEE
Product: methylmalonyl-CoA epimerase
Biological process (GO): L-methylmalonyl-CoA metabolic process
Cellular component (GO): mitochondrion
Molecular function (GO): methylmalonyl-CoA epimerase activity
Source: RefSeq, a predicted model, not a curated record